CGACAGCCGUGUAAGCUUUACGAAUUCUACAUCCUUGUUAAUUUCACACAGAAAUAAAUCUUAAAGGAUGCAGCAUAGUGUGAGAGGUUGUACUACUGAUCGACAAAUUUAGUGAUAAUGUGCAAAAAUAAUAACUUAUUCUUCAAAACAUGGACGUUGGUCUUCUAUGUGUAUUAUGUCACCAACAAUUCAAUGUUACAAGCCAUGGAAACAGAAAGUGUUACCGCGAGUUCUAGAUCUACGGGCUACCCAGUAAAUAAAGCACUGAGGCUUGUGCGCGAUCUUCCCACCACACCAGGCUGGGCUGCCAUUCAACAUGACGAUAAACAACUUGUUAACAGAACCAUAAAAACAGAAAGUUUUGCCGAGUAUCCCAGAUAUGUUACUUGGCUAGAGAAGACAGAACUCACGCUGGUGUGCGAUUCUGCUAACACAUCAGCAUGGGCUGCCAUCCAACAUGAAGAUAGAGUACUUGUUAACGGAAGUACAUUGUCGUCCGUUGUUUCAUACACCCUCCCAAGUCUGUCAUGUAAAGAUAUGGGACAUUAUAUGUGUGAAACAAAUACGACUCGACACUUGUAUGUGUUAGUUUUUGGAUGUCCACCAAAGCUGUGUCUACCUCACGAUAAAGUGUUGGAAGCUGAUCUGAGAGAAGACGUUAUGUUCGAUGUUUGUGUACUGAUUCCCGCACCCUUCAGUAAUAUGCCUAUAACGGUUAAUUACAAAAAUACCUGGCUGUACAAGGGUCAAUGUGUAUCGAGAUUAUGUGUGACAUGGACCAAUGUUGAAUUUUAUCGUUUUAACGUGAAGAUACUUAUCUCCAAUGUGUCAAAGGAAGACUAUGGAGAAAUCAAACUCAAGUUUGGCACUUCUCAUGCAUAUGAAAAUUAUACCUUCAAUUACUUUCCGCUACUAGUACCAAGAAGUACAAAUGACUCCAACGAAGAUACAAAAUACAUGUUAGUCUUUAUGGCUCUAGGGGUGUUCUGUUUUAUUGGUUGCGGCUUCUUAAUCUUUAAAAAAGGUUGUUUAGUAAGACAAAGUAUUCAGCAAUUUCGACAAGACUUCGUGUCAAGGUGUUAUUGUUUACGACAGAAUUAAUCGGGAAACCAAAACAGGGGUACGUAAUUUUGCAGCAUUUUUGGAGGCAGACCACGAUUAUUUAUAAGUAUAUGAUAAACAAAACCCGGAGCCUUCUGUGGAACAUGCUUAUAAUGAAGACAGGGAAACAAUUAAUCCUAAAAACCUGUAUGAUGAUAUUCAAGAUACUUCUCCAAAUACUGUAGAUGAUUAUAUCUCUGUUGUUUAGAACAAUUUGAUUACACGUAUGAUAUGACUCAAAACUUUUUAAAUAUUUAAUAUAUAUUCUGAACAUAUUGUGCUUUAUUAAGAAAAUAAUCAACUUAUUAAGGAUUAUUAUGUACGUGAUUGUUUUAUGUGAAAGGCUCGAGCCCAAGACUGUCGGAACAGCAGUAGUGACUUAUCCACUCUGCCGGCUCAAACACUUAUAUUUUUUUAGUGUUUAUUUUAAUGUUUGAAAAUGAAUUAUAUAAAAAAAUAAAGAUUUUAGUAAAGUAAGUAUGUAUUACAAUAGCAAAUAAAUAUAAGCAAAACUCUUAAUAGUUUAAGUAUAUUCAAAUAAAAAAAUUAAACGAUUCAACUAUUUUAUAGUUGUGUAUUAUUAUAUAUUUAAAGAAAACCAUAUAUUUUCUCAUUUUAGUGCAUUAUUAAAUAAAAGCUUGGUAUUAACAUUUUUCAAAUUCAACUUUUUACAAGCUUUUAUACAAGCUUCCUCUGAAUGUCUAUCUGUCUAGCAGUCGUACAAAACUGGCGAGAGUAAUUUCGAACACUUCGAACUGACCGAUUCGUUUCAAACUUUGCAAAGCUUGAUGACAUUGCGACCUGACAUUCAAUUUGAUUUAAUUGGAUGCAUAAUUAAUCUUUUAAAGAAUUAAAUAAAAUUCCCUAUACAAAAUACUUUUUUUUCGCAUUUCUCAUGUUCAUUUGAUGCG
Molecule: messenger RNA, 2012 nt
Organism: Physella acuta
Lineage: Eukaryota; Metazoa; Mollusca; Gastropoda; Physidae
Source: RefSeq, a predicted model, not a curated record